AUGCACCAACCAGAACUGACGGCCUCGGCCCACGUCGGAGGGCUCGAGGAAGUCUGCACCAGGCCUGCGAGCUGCCCGACCAAACGGGUACACGGUUCCUGGGACAUCAAUCGGUCUGACCCGAACACCUGCACGUCUAGCCCAGUGGCGCUCGGGAAGACGAAGGCCCAGACAUCGCGCUUGACGGGGUAUCAUGAAUGGGACGCAGGCGAACGCUCCCAUGGUGACUCCUGCUGGGCAGCGUGUGACGCGCGCGGAAGCACGCGCGAAAACAAUGGAAACCACACCACAGGGAGGGAUGUGCGCGUCGCCGGCUGCCAGCAUGGUGGCUACAGCCGACCUGGCACGAUCAGACAUUUGAAACCUCCUAGGCGGUCCCGAUCCAAUUGCUCCCCCCGAGGGAGGGAAUACACACCAACUGCCAUCUUCGCAGCUCUUCCCACGCGCGUCGAUUGCGUUCGUCAUAGGUCAUACUUCGGCAAUGAACAUGGACCGCUUUCCCAAGACGGGGGCCGACUGGAAAAUGGUUGGUGCCUUCCCGAGGCCGUACGGGUGUCUCUGGGAGCCCCCCGUCAGUUGCUCGGCAAGCUCAUGGUCACAGAUGACCCCGAGCGGCGGGUGAAAUGGACGGAUAUCGAGGAGGAAGGCGGGUGGGCUGCCCAGAGUUUUUCUGAUGUCCGCCAGAACAGAAUCUAUCACCCGUCAGUAGGACGGUAUCAAGCGUCUACUCCCAGGGAGGCUGUUGCCAGGGAUAGAACCAUGGAGGUUCUUCUCAUGAGGGCUACAUAUCUGGGCAGUACAUACACGUAUGCAGAUUACAAUAACUCGUCCUCAACGGGCGGUAAGCCAGGAGAGGUAGACCGCCUCCUACAUCAGGAAUUUGUACCAAGCUCGAAAUAUUCUAUGCUCGAUUCUGAUACGAUGUAUUAUCGACACUGCUGA
Aspergillus campestris IBT 28561 is the source of this 942-nucleotide messenger RNA. RefSeq lists its product as uncharacterized. Lineage: Eukaryota; Fungi; Ascomycota; Eurotiomycetes; Eurotiales; Aspergillaceae. The transcript has 4 exons. The record is from RefSeq and is a predicted model, not a curated record. Bases 1 to 942 code for a protein of 313 amino acids.